Molecule: messenger RNA, 1308 nt
Organism: Dioszegia hungarica
Lineage: Eukaryota; Fungi; Basidiomycota; Tremellomycetes; Tremellales; Bulleribasidiaceae
Product: CDP-alcohol phosphatidyltransferase-domain-containing protein
Exons: 10
Coding region: 1-1308 (435 amino acids)
Biological process (GO): phospholipid biosynthetic process
Cellular component (GO): membrane
Molecular function (GO): phosphotransferase activity, for other substituted phosphate groups
Source: RefSeq, a predicted model, not a curated record
AUGCGUAUCACCAAAGCCCAACUCAAGGGGCUGGACCAGUACAAGUACUCGGGGAUAGAUAAGAGCGUCGUUUCGCGUUAUGCGCUCGGACCGUUCUGGACUUGGCUGGUCACUAUCAUGCCGAGGAACCUGGCGCCUAACUCUAUCACCUUCCUGGGCCUCUGCUUUGUCUUUGCGAAUGUCGGCACUCUGUUCUACCUCGAUCCGACCUACUCGGGCAAGGAGCUACCGAGCCUGGUCUACCUCAGCUGGGCUAUCGGACUGUUUGCAUAUCAAAGUAUGGACGCUAUUGACGGCAAGCAGGCUAGGCGGUUGAAUAUGGGCAGUGCUCUGGGAGAGAUGUUCGAUCAUGGUUGUGACGCCAUCAACACUACCCUCGAGACCGUGCUCUGCUGCCACGCCCUAGGCCUCAAUCGGUCCUGGUGGACUGUCACAAGCCAAGCCGCGACCAUGUGUAACUUCUACGCCUCCACAUGGGAAGAAUACCACACCGGCACGCUGUACCUCUCUGCCUUCUCCGGUCCCGUCGAAGGCAUCCUCAUGGUCGUCGCCAUCUACGCCGUCACUGCCAUUCACCCGCUCGGCCAAGCCUUCUGGUCCCAGCCAAUCUUCAGCCUCAUCCCGGGUCACUACGUCAUGAACUUCUUGGGCCAGGUGGACAAAGUCCUCGGUCUUAAGAGCGUUCUCGCUGGAAGGGGAUGGGCGGGCCUUGAGGGUCUCCCGAUCAAUGUGGCGUUCAUGAUGUUUGGCGGUGCAGGGACUAUCGGGAACAUCGUCAACAGCUACUACAACGUCAUCGCGUCCCACAAGAAGAGCGGCAAGGCCAUCUAUACGCCUCUGCUUGGCUACGUCCCGUUCCUCGCCCACACUGGUAUCCUCGUUCUUUGGCUGCAGGGCGAGCUCCGAGGUGGGGUCGGGAUCGUACAUGAUGCGAGGUUACUCCCGUUCAUGCUGUACUGGGGAAUGGCGUUCUCGUACCAAGUCUCCCAGCUUAUCCUGGCGCACGUCACCAAGAGCCCAUUCCCUUACUGGAACGGCAUGAUGGUGUACUCGAUCUUUGGCGCUCUCGACGCAAACUCGCAAUGGCUUUUCAACCGGGGACCGCUUGUGCAGUCUACACCGGUCGCUGCGAACGUCUUUGUCUGGAUGUCAUUCCUCCUCGCCCUGUUCAACUAUAUCCGUUUCGCCCGAGAGGUCAUUUGGCAGAUCUGCGAACAUACCGGUGUCGCCUGCUUCACCGUCAGGCGCAAGAAUGCGCAAGGACAGUGGGUGGAGAAGGACGAGGUGAAGAACCUGAAGGCGGCGUAG